Anoplopoma fimbria (sablefish) is the source of this 2842-nucleotide messenger RNA. RefSeq names its product lipoprotein lipase (gene lpl2a). Gene Ontology annotation, molecular function: lipoprotein lipase activity; apolipoprotein binding. The record is from RefSeq and is a predicted model, not a curated record. Bases 109 to 1644 code for a protein of 511 amino acids. The transcript is spliced from 10 exons. NCBI's taxonomy places the organism in Eukaryota, Metazoa, Chordata, Actinopteri, Perciformes, Anoplopomatidae. Gene Ontology annotation, biological process: lipid metabolic process.
ACUGAUUUAUUUCCGAGAAGGACUACAUAAACUCUUCCGCCGCAAGACCUGAUUGAUUGAUUUCAUUGUUCGAGACAUUUUCUCUGAAAGGAAACAGCUGGAAAAGCAAUGAAAGCGUGGCGAGUUCGGUUUCUGUACUUUCUGGUGUUGAAUGCAGCUGUACAGUAUGUGACGUCUCUGGAAGAAGAGCUCACCGAAUCUAUUUUUGAUAACUUCCUCGACCCCCUGAAAGACUUGUUUAACCACAAGGAUGACAUCAACCAAACCGUCGCCAAAUUCUCCCUCCGAAAACCAUCCCACCCCGAUGAUGACCUAUGCUACAUCGUCCCUGGCAAACCUGACUCCCUGGCAGCCUGCACCUUCAACAGCACCUCCAAGACCUUCCUGGUAAUCCACGGAUGGACGUUGAGUGGGAUGUUUGAGAGCUGGGUGACGAAGCUGGUAUCGGCGCUGUACGACAGAGAGCAGACGGCCAACGUCAUCGUGGUGGACUGGCUCACCUUGGCACAGAAUCACUAUGUGGUCGCAGCUCAGAACACCAAAGAAGUGGGACACGAGAUUGCUCGCUUCAUCGACUGGAUCGAGGAAACCACCAACAUGCCUCUAGAGAACAUCCACCUGAUUGGCUACAGCCUCGGGGCUCAUGUGGCAGGAUUUGCUGGAAGCCACGCAACCAAUAAAGUCGGAAGAAUAACUGGUCUGGACCCAGCAGGCCCUGACUUUGAGGGAGAGCAUGCCCACAGGCGUCUGUCCCCUGACGACGCUAAUUUUGUGGACGUCCUCCACACCUUCACGAGGGGCUCCCUAGGUCUCAGCAUCGGGAUCCAGCAGCCUGUUGGCCAUGUAGACAUUUACCCCAACGGAGGCAGCUUCCAGCCCGGCUGCAACCUUAGGGGGGCCCUGGAGAAGAUCGCUAACGUAGGGUUAUUCGCCAUUACUGAUGCAGUGAAGUGUGAACACGAACGCUCCGUCCACCUGUUCAUCGACUCUCUACUGAACGAGCGGGAAGCAGCCAAGGCCUACAGAUGUGGAAGCAACGACAUGUUUGACCGCGGCAUGUGUCUCAGUUGCCGAAAAAGCCGCUGCAACGCAGUGGGCUACGACAUUAGCAAAGUCCGCAAGGCGCGCAACGUUCAGAUGUACACCAGGACUCGAGCCUCCAUGCCUUUCAGAGUUUACCACUAUCAGCUGAAGAUCCACUUUUCCAGUAAGAUGAAUCGUUCGGAUAUGGAGCCGUCACUCACUGUCUCACUGUACGGAACAAAAGGAGAGGCUGAAAACCUGGACCUGAAACUAAAGGAGAAGAUAGCGACGAAUAAGACCCAUUCAUUCCUGUUAGUGACAGAGAAAGAUAUCGGUGAUCUGUUGAUGUUGAAGUUUAAAUGGGAGGAAACAAAUGGUUGGUCAGCCUCCAACAUGUUAAAGAUGGUUUCAUCUUGGUGGUCCGGUGACUCAGACAGCGCCAACAUGGAGGUUCACAAGAUCCGCAUCCGAGCUGGCGAGACCCAACAAAAGAUGGUGUUCUGUGUAAAAGACCAUGAAGUUCAGAAGUUAACACAAGAGGUCACAUUUGUUAAAUGUAAGAAUGCGUGGAGGACGAACCCAAAACAAUCUCCGAAAAGAUUGACUCUGGAGAAACACUGAGUUUGAGGAAAAUAAUCCAUCGUUGAACGCCCUUCAGUCCCUUUCAGCACUUUUUAAUUUAUACACCUAUAAAAGUAUGUUUGUUAAAAAACAAUAUGUGUGUGAAUACUGUAAAAUAUUUGUGUUAAGAAAAUGUUAUUAUGAUACUAACUAACUUCACUGUUGCACGAGAAAAGUAAAUGCGGUCAUUGGUGCUUUUUUUGUAUUUUAAGAGACGGAUACCAGUCACAUCAGAGCCUCACAUACUGAGGUGUGACUGACUGGAUUUACCUUAAUAGUUCUGGAGGGUACUGAUGUCCCAUUGGGUAAAAUAAGUUAAAUUUCAUAAAGCGGCCACUAUGUUCAUGGAUGUCUGCAGGCACUUGGCAAAAUAACCGUUAAGAUUACUUUCUUAAGGUUUUUAUUGCAAUAGGGUACAGUUUAUUUAUGUAUUAUCUAACUGACCGAGCAUUCACCACUGUGGCUCACUGCACUGUAUGUGACUGUGGGACCUGUAACAGUGUGCCUUACUGUAGAGUGGCUGCUGCAAAUUGAACUUGUCUUAACUUAGUUGCUGUUUUUCACCUCAGUGUACUUUAUUAUUGUUAUUCUAUUUUUGAAACAUCUGAACUUUAUAAAGUUGUUUUAAACACUGCUACCCCUUUGUAAAAUGUUACUUUGAAACUGUUAUCUCAAAGAAGCAACUGACAUUUUGUCCAUCAUAGCUCUAUUAAAGUUAUUUAAACGUUUUAUUGAGGCUCAGUGUGAGAAAACACAGUUAGUAUCACUGUAGUCCUUUUUGUUGUACUGUCCAUUACAAGUCUCUCUUGACUGCAGUUUCUUCUGUGCAUUUCACUUUUUAAAUCCUGACGAAUGCCCUUUUGUUCAUACUUAAAUUUCCAGUUCUGUGUGCAAAAUCCAAAGUACUGGAAUCAUCGUGACUUCAUCCACACCUACUUUAGCAAUGUAGAAAUGUUUUUUGCACUGAAAACAAGGGAGAUCGCUAAACCAAGUUACUUGUAGAGUUAUGUAAAUACCUUAAUACAGAUGUUUGAUUUAGUUGUAUGAAACACUGUAAGUUAUAUAUUUUUACGUCUGGAUGAAUUUAAUCUGUAAAAUGUGCAUUUCUAUCAAUGCAUUUUGUAUAAAUUUGUAAAUAUUCAUUGUACUGUAUAAAUUCUUUAAUAAACCAAAACUGCCCCCUGGGUGGUCACCCUGA